Schistocerca serialis cubense is the source of this 2371-nucleotide messenger RNA. RefSeq lists its product as uncharacterized. Bases 105 to 650 code for a protein of 181 amino acids. Lineage: Eukaryota; Metazoa; Arthropoda; Insecta; Orthoptera; Acrididae. The transcript is spliced from 6 exons. The record is from RefSeq and is a predicted model, not a curated record.
GUGUGGGGAGUAGGCGCAGAGAGGACCUGCGGACCAUCAAUCUACGAAGAGUGCUUCGUCGCGGCCGUCACAGAAGUGCCGAGGUUCAACGCCAGGACUCCAAGAUGGUGGUGAUGCUCAACACGUGCUGCGCGAGGUACGAACUACGGAAGGGCUGCAUCAUUAUAGGAGCCUUCUGGCUGGUGAUCUCUCUGGUGGUCGUUGUGGGAGCACCGCUGAUAAUGCGCAAUCUGGAGCAAGACAUGGACGAUGUUUACCAACACUUCAGUGGCUCAUGGAACUCAGAAAAUCAGAAAAUGUAUGACAUCACGCUGUCAGUCCUCAGAGCCACCUUCUACGGGAUCACCGCCAUGGCGGUAGUGGAUGGCAUCUGCUCCACCAUGCUCAUCUUCGGCGCUCGCCAGGACAAGCCCGGCCUGGUGCUGCCGUGGGUGGUGGAGCAGAUGGUGGUGCUGCCCGUGUGGGCCCUGCUGGCGCUGGCCUUCGCCGUCCUCAGCUACAUGGAGGGCCAGCUGCAGAGGUCCACCGUCAGCGUCUUCGUGCUGCUGGUGCGUGCAGGUGUGAGUGUGUACUUCAUCCUGGUGGUGUACAGCCUGUACAGGUACCUGAGGGGUGAGCUGGUGCCCACCAGUUCCAACCGGGCAGUCUGAGGGAAACACCCUACCUAGGUCUCCACGUCUUCACUCAUGUCGUUUCAACAGCGACCGACUGCUGCAAAUGUUUCCAGCUUCUUUGGCCACACAAGAACACACUGCGCUGCAUCAGCCGCGCCGAAGCAUGAACUCGCAACAAAGUCUUCUGCCCAAAGGCGUGGCUACACAAAAGUUGCUUAAGGGAACUACAGCAAGUCAUCUCGUGCAUUCUGAAACCUCUGUGGAUACAUUACAGUUUUAAUGUUCACAACUUUGAUAAAAGGCAUGUAGAGGAGGCUAUCUAUUUGCAAAUCGGAAUUCGGGCAUACAGAUCUUAAUCAGUAGUAUCUGGUACAUAAUAUAAAAAACAGAAAUAUCUAUACCUAUCACAAUAACGUAAGAAAACGUUGGCUACACUAGAGAAGAAACAUGAUAUUACUUACAUACUGCACACAUCAACAUCAAACGACGUGUCUGUCGGGUGUAAAAUAUUUGUGAUCAUUAUCAGUGAAGUUGAUCUAGAAAAUAUAGAGCCCCAUGAAUAUUUAAAACCUAACUAAUCGAUGAGUUGAAAAAUGAAUCAUGCCCACUUUUUUUCCCAAAUUAAGACAAUCAGAGAUAAAUGAUCUUUAUAUCUGUAUGCAUCGUUUGCUACAACAGGGGGUCACGUUCCAGCAACAGAAGUGGUCCUUAGGAAGGUACUGAGUCAGAGAAUGGGCAUUGUCGAUAUAAUAAAGCAUUUAGUGUGGUCUUGUUCCAGUAAAAAUAAAAAACAAACUGGACGAUGUUAAGAAAAUACUGCAAUACAUACCUGAUGAGCAGAAAUUAUUUUAUGAUAGUAACUGCUAGUGGUCAGUGAAGUAUGGACAAGAUAAAGAUGCAGCAUUCCCACUACUGUCUACUUUGCUGUAUUUUGCUUGUGGUUGCGUUUGGGGUAGAUUAUGAAUAAACCUGUAUGCUCAUAAUACAAUCUUGUACUGCGACAAUGUAUAUGAAUAAUAUAAACUUGCACAAUACAAUCUUUCAGCUGCAAACAGAACAGUACAGGUGCAAAAUCUCCAGUACAUUAAAGUUAGAUUACUGGCCACAGUCGAUGGCUAACGUAUGUUGUAAAGGUGUAUAUUGUUUUACCCUGGAGUCAAUUGCUGCAAGGUACCUCAACGACACCGGUUGUGCAGUAAAGUACUUCAUCGUGUCUCGUGAAGAAUUUACUUUCUGGGACAUAUGGCUUUUCCAAUUCGCAGAUUCAAGUUUGACACUGUAGAUAAUCGUUCCAGAGACACCGGUAGGGUCCGUUCUCUCGUGGUAAAAGCAAAGUGUUUCACCUCUGCAGUACACAUUUCAUCACGUGUAUGUGUUUUGAACCUGUGAAGUGGUAAACGGAAUGAUAAUGACCAGCUCUUUAAAAUACACGUGAACACGAUCACCUGACCAUUUCUUCUAUAGUUGUGUGCUAAUUGCAAUGUGAUUUGUAACAGUCACGCUUCCUGAUCGUACAGGACGCUACCAUCACACUGAGAAAUCAAGACAGUGUGUCUCGUAGCAGAGGUGUCACGUCAUCUCUGGUACCAUACCUACUAGGUUCAUCUGUGGCAUCCACUCACUGUGUACAUAGUGAUGCGUGCCGCUGAUCUCCUUGGCUUUCGAUUUGCAGCAGCGAUAUUUACAGCGCUGGCUGCGCGAGUAGAGGAACUGUAAUGUCACGAGGACGGGGUCUUAAGGACAUUCCCUUAGUGCUA